This is a messenger RNA of Phyllostomus hastatus (greater spear-nosed bat), 1528 nucleotides long. It is a transcript of the gene NOP53, whose product is annotated as NOP53 ribosome biogenesis factor. Gene Ontology annotation, biological process: rRNA processing; ribosomal large subunit assembly. Gene Ontology annotation, molecular function: 5S rRNA binding. The record is from RefSeq and is a predicted model, not a curated record. Bases 14 to 1474 code for a protein of 486 amino acids. The transcript is spliced from 13 exons. NCBI's taxonomy places the organism in Eukaryota, Metazoa, Chordata, Mammalia, Chiroptera, Phyllostomidae. Gene Ontology annotation, cellular component: nucleolus.
UUCCUUUAACAAGAUGGCGGCAGGAAGCAGUGGCGGUAGCGGUCAGCUUCGCUCGAAAAGCGAGGCCGAUUCCGGUUUCUUGGGGCUGAGGCCCACUUCGGUGGACCCAGCGUUAAGGCGGAGGCGGCGAGGCCCCAGAAAUAGGAAGCGAGGCUGGCGACGGCUCGCCCAGGAGCCGCUGGGGCUUGAAGUUGAUCAGUUCCUAGAGGAUGUGCGGCUGCAGGAACGCACGAGUGGUGGCUUGGUGUCAGAGGCCCCGGAUGAGAAACUCUUCUUCGUGGACACCGGCUCCAAGGAGAGAGAGCUGAACAAAAAGAGAACCAGAGACCAGAAGAGGCCACUGCUUCUGAAGAAACCCCUCCGGGUCGACCUCGUUUUGGAGAACACGUCCAAGGUGCCAGCCCCCAAAGACAUCCUCGCCCACCAGGCCCCCAAUGCCAAGAAGCUCAAGCGCAAGGAGCAGCUAUGGGAGAGGCUGGUGAAGCAGGGCGAGCUGCCCCGAGACGUGCGCAGGGCGCAGGCGCGGCUCCUCAACCCUCCCGUGGCCAGAGCCAAGCCCAGGCCGCAGGGCGCCGUGGAGCAGCCCUUCUACGAUCUCUGGGCCAAGGAUAACCCUCUGGAGCGGCCACUGGCUGGCCAGGACACGUUUUUCCUGGAGCAGACCAAGAAGAAGGGCGUGAAGCGGCCACCGCGUCUCUACACUAAGCCGUCCCGGGUGCCUGCCGUGGAGGUGACACCUGCCGGAGCCUCCUACAACCCAACCUUCGAGGACCACCAGACCCUGCUCUGGGAAGCCCAUGAAGUCGAGCUGCAGCGGCAGAGGGAAGCAGAGAAGCUGGAGCGGCAGCUGGCCCUGCCCCCUGCCGAGCAGGUGGCCACCCAGGAGUCGACGUUCAAGGAGAUGUGCCAGGGGCUGCUGGAGGAGUCCGACGGGGAGGGGGAGCCGGGUGAGGGCCAAGACGGGGGCCCUGAGGCGGCCGGAGAUGACACAGAUGGAGAUGCCCAGGCCUCAGCCACGCCUGCUCUCCUGACCGCUGUGGAGAAGAAGACGGAGCAGCAGCGGCGGCGGGAAAAGGCCGCCCGGAUGCUGCGAGCCCAGCAGGCCUCGGUGCGGGCCGCCCGGCUGCGGCACCAGGAGCUCUUCAGGCUGCGCGGGAUCAAGGCCCAGGUGGCGCAGCGGCUGGCGGAGCUGGCGCGGCGGCGGGAGCAACGGCGGGCAAAGCGGCUGGCAGAGGCCGACAAGCCCCGCAGGCUGGGGCGGCUCAAGUACCAGGCCCCCGACAUCGACGUGCAGCUCAGCUCCGAGUUGUCCGACUCGCUGCGGACCCUGAAGCCUGAGGGCAACAUCCUCCGAGACCGGUUCAAGAGCUUCCAGAAGAGGAACAUGAUUGAGCCGCGGGAGAGAGCCAAGUUCAAGCGCAAGUACAAAGUGAAGCUUGUGGAGAAGCGGGCGUUCCGGGAGAUCCAGUUGUAGCUGACGCCGGAUGCCAGAGCCCUCACCUUUCAAUAAAGCACCUUCUGACCACCA